Molecule: messenger RNA, 1776 nt
Organism: Monopterus albus (swamp eel)
Lineage: Eukaryota; Metazoa; Chordata; Actinopteri; Synbranchiformes; Synbranchidae
Gene: cldnd1b
Product: claudin domain containing 1b
Exons: 5
Coding region: 353-1096 (247 amino acids)
Cellular component (GO): membrane
Source: RefSeq, a predicted model, not a curated record
CGGUAAUGGGCCUAAUAAGCUUGUUCCGAACCGCUGAUCAACACUCCCAGGAGAAGAAUGAACAUUGAAGAGAGCAGAAGGUUUUGGACGCCUCUGUGUUUGGGACAUUACUCAUAAUGUAGCACAAAUGUAAUAUGAUUAAAUAAAGUACAAUGCUAGGAAACUGACGCUGUCAUACAAACUGACACUAGUAACAGAUAUGUUGCGCCAAAACACAAAGCGGAAAUAUCAUUUCUAACAAUACAAUUCAGGAUUCUUGACGUAGCAGGAGUGUAAGUCACACUGCAUUUAUAUUUUACAGCGGUUUCUCCGUGUAAUCGGGCUCAUAUUGAGCUGUUUUUCCCUCUAGACCAUGGUAGAUAAUCGGCAUGCCACAGCCCUGGUCAUCGGCUCGGUGCUGAGCUUGCUGGCCACAGUAUACCUCUCUGUAGCUGUGGGAACUCAGUACUGGUACCAGUACAACAGCCCCCCAGUUAAACCCGACAACGUGUCCGAAAUAAAAAAUGACUUCGUCAGUGGAGACUUUGAUGAGAAGCUCUACAGUGAAACGAUGUUCCGCUGGAAUGGCACCCUGGGCCUGUGGUGGAGGUGCAUCCAGGUGCCCAGCCAGUCACACUGGUUUAAACAGCCAGAUCCCAAGAUGGAGAUCCAGUGUGUGAGCUUCACUCUUCCUCAGCAGUUUAUUCCAAAGUACAAACAGCAAAACGACAACAGCGAAGAAGAUCUGUUGAGAACCUAUCUCUGGAGAUGCCAGUUUCUUCUCCCCUUGGUGUCUCUGGCCUUGGUGUUCCUCAGUGGGCUGGUCGGUGUCUGCGCCUGCCUGUGCCGCAGCUUCACUCCGACAUUGGGUGUGGGUGUGCUCCAUCUUCUUGCAGGUCUGUGUUCUCUGGGCACUGUCUGCUGUUUCAUGGCUGGGGUGGAUUUGCUCCACCAAUACUCUGCACUACCUGAUGGGGUGGACGGCUCGAUGGGCUGGUCCCUCUACCUCGCCCUCAUCUCCUUCCCUCUGCAGAUGAUGGCAGCUGCUUUGUUCUUGUGGGCAGCUAGGAGUCACCGCAAGAACUAUACUCGCAUCACUGCUUACAGGGUAGCAUAGAGGAGAGAGAGACUACUGUAAUAACAUACAGUACCUUAAACGGCAUACUGGUCCAGGACUCCAUUAAAAAUCUUUUGUGCUCAUGAAAGGAUGUGAAUUGGGUGAAGUGACUGUAACUCCUCUGCCAAUCAGUCUUUCAAUAGAAGCCAUCUUUAAACAGGAAAAACAGUUGACAUGGUCUCACAGACCUAAAGGCAGGAAUAAACUAAACCAGACUGCAGCUAAUCAUCAUAAGUGCUUACAAUUAGGGGGUUAAUACCUUUGAGUCAUUAUCUAUCUCUGUUUUUUUGUCUCUCUAACCUGUAUUUAUUCCGAGGCAUGUUCAUAAUGUAUUUUAGACGUUAUGGAUCAUUUGUUAUUUCUGGUGUUCUCUGUGUUGCUGUGCAGUACUUAAGAUGCCUUCUUUUUGGUUACCAUUGCUUCUAAAGCUGCUCACCACGUUGUCCUUAAAUCAGUAAAUGUGCAAUGCAACAAAAUAGGCACCUGCAGUUAUGUAAAUCAGGUCAUCUUUGUUUGUGCAUGAAAAAUAUUACUCAAGACUUUUUUUUUAUGCCUUUUGUUUUGCUUUUGCAUAAUAUUAAAUCUGUGCAUGCCUUUUAAGUAGACAUUUAUGUCACCUGUGGUAAUUGUUAAUUUCAGUCUGGUAUGUUUUUGACUAAACAUUACUCACUUAAACGUGA